Molecule: messenger RNA, 13542 nt
Organism: Salmo salar (Atlantic salmon)
Lineage: Eukaryota; Metazoa; Chordata; Actinopteri; Salmoniformes; Salmonidae
Source: RefSeq, a predicted model, not a curated record
UGAAGGUUGCCAUAUUUGUUUUGCAGGAUGUGUGAGUAUGAUUCACUUUGAUGUUAGCUGCUUUUUCCGCUAGGGAAUCCAUUACCGUUCUUCUGCAUUGUUGGAAAGACCUCAUAAAAGCUAGUUUGACUGUACAGUUUUAGACCAGCUGUAUGUAUCCGGUGUACGUGACAACAGUAAAGUGGAAGCCCUUCUCUCUGCCAGUGGUCUACCACCGAUAGCUACGGCAGUUGAAAAACAUUUUACGUAGCCAACCAGUGAGCACUGCAGUUGAGAUAGCCAGCUACGUAGCUGCCGUAGUUUCAAUGGUAACUACGCCAGCUUCACUCUUGGUGCAGAAACAACACAUCAACUGCAGAUUAUGCAGAAGUACCCACUCGCCUAUAAUUAGGAUAGUAAUGUUCCUUUUUACGUUGCAGAUGUAAUUUAGUGCUUUGAUGUCCACAUUCGGUCUUACAGUCUAAGCGACCUCUUUAACCCGGAAUCCGAAAACAAUCUGUCCACUUGAGCCACAAAACAAGAAGUGUGAGAUGCCUCACGGCUCGGAUGACGCCCGCAAGCAGUUCGUCCUCACCACGACAGGGAACUACUUCGGCCUAAAGCCGUCUGCAUCCCUGGUUGGGUCUGAGGAACUCAACAACUUCUUAGAUGAUGGGAACGAAUUCGUGCUUGCUGUCAACAAACACGAGAAUGACCUGUGCCUGUCAAACAAGAUUGAGGCUGGGUACAGCAGAGAGAAGGUGCUAGUGUUCUUCAAGCUGCGUCCCACAGUGAUAACAGAGGAGAACCUGCACCAGAAUGUCCUGGUGUCCUCCAUGCUAGAGUCUCCUAUCAGUACCCUCUACCAGGCCGUGCGACAGGUGUUCGCCCCUAUGCUGCUCAAGGAUGAGCGGUGGAGCUCAGCAUUUGACCCUAAGCUUGCGGGCCUGCUAAGUGAGCUGGAGCAGGGGCUGGGCUCUGUGGUCCGCAGGGCUGGAACAGAAGACGCUGGCAGGAGGAGCCAAGGGGAAGAUGACAUCCUGGGUAUCCUGACCCCGGUGGAUGAAUUCCAGUACUGGGCUGAUCUCUCUGAGUCUGGGGACAGGAGCACUGUGAGAGAGAGGGCCGCACACUUCUCUGAGCUCUUCAAGCCCAUAGAGAAGGACUACAGUGGUUUGGAUGGUGUCUGUCUGGCUGAUGCUGUGGAGCUGGUGGAGGUGAGCAGAGACACACUGGAUGACGUGUGGAGGCAGAAUGACCAUGAUCCUUUUCCUGAGACACGCAUGCUCAGACUCAUGGACGUCAUCGGUGGUGCGCUGGGCAGGUACGUGCAGAAGAAACUGAGUGGUGUGAAACUCUUUUUGGACCCGUUCCUGUCUGUGAGGGAGAGCCUGAGAGUCGGCCUGGUCAUCUGUGAGCAGUGGGUGUCGGCCUGUGAGCACCUGAGUGGACAGGUGUGGAAGAGAUACGCCCCUUACCCCUGGAAGGGAGACAAGCAUCGCCCCCAGACCCUGCACAGCCUGGCUCAGAGACUGGAUGAGGUGGUGACGAUCCGUACGGUCCAUGAGAAGCUGCUUCGUCUGCUGCCUGGAGGAAAACAGCAGGCCUUGGCUCACGUCUUUGAACCCUUCUCCGGCCUCAACCCCUUACAUUACAACCCCUAUACUGAGCCUCUGUGGAGGGCGGCAGUAGCCCAGUUUGAGCGAGCCAUCGCCCCAGCAGAGCAGGAGGUGGCAGGCAGACUGAAGGCCUACAUCGCAGAUGUACAGGACAACCCACAGCAGCUGCUGCAGGUGUUUCAGAAGCACAAGGAGCUGAUCAGACGACCCAACGUCAGCAAGGAGCUGCACCAGAGAGAGACUCUGCUGGCCAGACUACUGGAAUACAUCAAGGUGCUGCGGACAGACUUUGAGGGUCGUUGCCAUGGCGCCCCGGGAGAAAAGUCCGGCCCCCUGGCUGGCCGGAAUCUCCCUGAGGUCGUCAACAACAUUGUAUGGGUCCGCCAGCUUCUCCAUAAGGUGGAGGACUCCAUCAAGAUAGCGCAGGCUCUGCUGUCAGACCUGUCAGGGUUCCACUCGUUCCUGCGGCUCUGUGACGACCUGCUGGAGGUUCUACGGGCCUACGAACAGGAACAGUUUGAUGACUGGUCCAGAGACAUCCUCUCUGGCCUCUCUGACCCCAAGUCUGGCAUCAGUCUUCAGGCCAGUAACCGUGUGAUGGAGCUGGACCAUAUAGAUGGGAAGCUGAAGAUCCAGUACUCUGACCGUCUGGUAACUCUGCUGAGGGAGGUUAGACAGCUGUCAGCCCUUGGCUUCCCCAUCCCAGCCAAGAUCCAGCAGGCUGCCAACACCGCAGACAAGUUCUACAGACAGGCCAUCAUCCUCAAACAGGUGGCCCAUUUCUACAACACCAUCGACCAGCAGAUGAUCUCCUCUCAGAGACCCAUGAUGCUCAGCUAUGCCCUGGCCUUUGAGCAGGUCAUCAAGCAGAAUCCACGGUCCCAAUCCCGGGAGUCUGGCGGGAAGCUGCAGAUCACCUGGGAUAACCCCAAAGAGCUGGAGGUGUACAUUGGAAAACUCCAGUCUGCCGCAGAGAGACUCUCCACUGAGAACCGGAAACUUAGGAAGUGGCACACAGACUUCACUGAGAAGGUGGUGGCCCUGAUGACUGUGGACCUGCUGAGGCACCAGCAGCGCUGGAAGGACGGCUUACAGGAGCUACGCACCGGGUUCGCCACACUGGAGGCACAGGGGUUCAGGUCAGGGGAGAUGAAGGCCUGGAGACAGCACUGGAACCACCAGCUCUACAAGGCUCUGGAACAUCAGUACCAGACUGGACUGGAGGCUCUCAACAAGAACCUGCCUGAGAUACACAUAGACCUCACUUUCAAGCAGGGUCGUCUUCAGUUCCGUCCUCCGUUUGAGGAGGUGAGGGCCAAGUACUUCAGAGAGAUGAAGAGGUUCAUCUCUAUCCCCAACCAGUUCAAAGGAGUCAGCGCCCAGGGGGAGGAGCUCAUCUUCAGCGUCAUGAUUGACAGGAACGCAUCAGGCUUCCUUACCAUCUUCAGCAAAGCAGAGGACCUCUUCAGCCGGCUGCUGGGCGUUCAGGACAAGUUUAAGGAGUGGGUGGUGCUGGGCCAGGUUGACAUGGAGGUGUUGGUGGAGAAGCAGCUAUCGUCUGUCCAGGACUGGGAGAGGAACUUCAAGGCCUUGAAGGCCAGAGGGAAGGAGUCAGAACGCCUGCCCAGUCUGGAGAAGGUUGACUGUAUCUCAGUGAACUGUGAGCCAGUGAAGGCUGUGAUUGAUGACCUCAUCCAGAGACUGUUUGACGCCCUGCUGAUGUCCCUCAGAAAGUCCAUACAAGGCCAUACCCUAGACAUAGACAGUUUUGUGACUGAGGCCAUGGAGACGUUGUCCUCUCGUCCAGAGAGUAUUGAUGAGAUAGGAGAGGCCAAUGCCAGACACAGCCAGAUACAGGCCUGCAAACCAGACAUCCUGCUCCAGUUCCAGGCGGCGCAGGAGAAGAACCGUCUGCUGAGGGCCGUAGCAGGAGGCGGUGUGGAUUCUCUGUCCUCCCUCAGGGCCAAGUGGGACAAACUAGAGCUGAUGAUGGAGAGCCACCAGCUGAUGAUCAAAGAGCAGGUGGAGGUGAUGCGUAGUAAUGCUGAGAGUCGUGUCCAGGCCUACAGGCUGGAGCUGGACAGGUUCAGGGCUCGCUGGGACCAGCUGAAGCCCAGAGACGAGGUCAUAGAGACGGGAGACCAGGCAGCCCUGCUGGCCUCUGUCCAAACCAUCAGAGACAAGAGACAGGAGUUCCAGGAGCUGGAGGUCACACGCACACGCCUGCUUGAGGACUGUCGUCACUUUGAGCUGGAGGCUCCUAACUUCUCCCUGGCGGAGGAGACCAUCAGAGACAUGGAGGAGCACGGACAGAUGUGGUCUCUGUAUGAGGACUGGCAGGAGGGCUUCCAGGAGAAGGCCAAGGAGGACUGGAUCACAUUCAGGAGUAAGACCUACGUGUUUGAGGAGUUCCUGUUUGCAUGGCAGGACAGACUGAGGAAGCUUGAGCAGCACACCAGCAUGUCUGUCAAAAUACAGAGAGAAGUUGACAAAUACAAGAGUCUGGUUCCAGUGUUAAAGUACGUGCGAGGGGAGCACCUAUCCCAGGACCACUGGUUGGAUCUGUUCAGACUGUUGGGUCUUCCUAAAGGCACCACCCUGGAGAGACUGACCUUCUGGGAUCUCCUCAGUGUGUCUGACAGCAUCACUGACCGAGCCCUGGAGCUCAAGGACCUGAACAGCAGAGCCCAGGCGGAGGUGACCAUCAGAGAGGCUCUCAGGGAGCUGGACCUGUGGGGGACUGGAGCUGCCUUCACCCUCACUGAGUACACAGACAGCACCGGACUCACACUCACACUCAUCAAGGACUGGAAGGACAUGGUCAACCAGGUUGGUGAUAACCGCUGCCUGCUGCAGUCUCUGAAGGACUCUCCAUACUACCGCGGCUUCCAGGACAAGGUCAGUCUGUGGGAGGUGCGUCUGUCUGAUCUAGAUGAGUACCUGGUCAGUCUGAAUGCCAUCCAGAGGCGCUGGGUCUACCUGGAGCCCAUCUUCGGACGGGGGGCUCUGCCCAGGGAACAAGCCCGUUUCAAACGGGUCGACGAGGACUUUAGGUCCAUUUUGGCUGAUGUCCAGAGAGACAACAGGGUGACAUCUCUGAGCUCUCGGGCUGGCAUCAGAAACUCCCUCAUCACCAUCUUAGACCAGCUUCAGCGCUGCCAGAAAUCGCUCAACGAGUUCCUAGAGGAGAAGCGUUCUGCCUUCCCGCGGUUCUACUUCAUUGGAGAUGAUGACCUGCUGGAGAUUCUGGGCCAGGCCACCAACCCCACUGUGAUACAGUCACACCUCAAGAAGCUGUUUGCUGGCAUCGACAGUGUGGACUUUGACGGGGACUGCCAGCACAUUGUGGCCAUGCGUUCUCUAGAGGGAGAGGUGGUGGCUCUCAGGAACCUCAUACGUAUCUCCAACAGCGUAGAGGUGUGGCUGGGUGAGCUGUCUGCUGAGAUGAAGGAGACUCUGAAACAGCUGCUGUAUGAGUGUGUGUCAGCGGGGAGGAAAGGACAGGUGGACCCGUCCCGCUACCCCUCUCAGGUCCUGUGCUUGGCAGAGCAGAUCCAGUUCACUGAGGAGGUGGAGAGUGGUCUGAGAAACAGCAGUUUGCAGCAGCUGGAGGUGGAGCUCACCGCUAAGCUGGAGCACUACACCAGCGAAGGCACCAGCUCUGAGGAGACGGGAAACACAGAGUCAAGUGUGUUGCAGCUGAAGCUGAAGGCUCUGAUCCUGGACAUCAUCCAUAACAUCAGUGUAGUGAAGCAGCUGUGUGAGGCGGGGGUGAGCAGCCCCGACUCCUGGGCCUGGAGGAAACAGCUCCGUUUCUACCUCAACAACGACAAAUGCUGCGCCAUACAGAUGGUUGACGCUCACUUCAGCUACACAUACGAGUACCAGGGUAAUGCGUCUAAGCUGGUCCACACCCCCCUGACUGAUAAGUGUUAUCUGACCCUGACCCAGGCCAUGAUGAUGGGUUUGGGGGGAAACCCCUACGGUCCUGCCGGCACCGGCAAGACUGAGUCAGUCAAAGCCCUGGGGGGCCUGUUCGGAAGACAAGUACUGGUCUUCAACUGUGAUGAGGGUAUAGAUGUGAAGUCUAUGGGGCGUAUCUUUGUGGGCCUGGUGAAGUGUGGAGCGUGGGGCUGCUUUGAUGAGUUCAACCGCCUGGAGGAGGCUGUGCUGUCUGCAGUGUCCAUGCAGAUACAGGCCAUCCAGAACUCACUGAAGAACCACAGGACCAGCUGUGAGCUGCUGGGCAAGGAGGUGGAGUUGGACCCUAACUCGGGGGUGUUUAUAACGUUGAAUCCAGCUGGGAAGGGUUAUGGAGGGAGACAGAAGCUGCCUGACAACCUGAAGCAGCUGUUCAGGCCCGUGGCCAUGUCCCGACCAGACAACGAGCUCAUCGCUGAGGUCAUCCUCUACUCAGAGGGCUUCAAAGACGGAGAGAUACUGGGACGCAAGCUGGUCGCCAUCUUCAACCUCGCCAGGGAGCUGUUGACCCCCCAGCAACACUAUGACUGGGGUCUGAGGGCUCUGAAGACGGUGCUGAGAGGCUGUGGCAGACUGCUGCAGCAGCAGAGGAGGAGUGAGGCCAAGAACAAGAUCAAGGAGAGUGUUCUGGUGGUGCAGGCACUGAGGUUGAACACCAUGUCCAAGCUGACAUUUGCAGACAGCAGCAGGUUUGAUGCCUUGGUCCAAGAUGUGUUCCCUGGGGUGGGUUUUACUGACGUGGAGGACCUGACCCUCAGCCACGCACUGCAGGCUGUCUACGAGGAGGCACACCUCCAACUCAUACCCAGCCAGAUGAAGAAAGCUCUGGAGCUGUGUGAGCAGUUGAGACAGCGUAUGGGAGUGGUGAUCGUAGGUCCCAGCGGGGCAGGUAAAUCUACUCUGUGGAGGAUGCUGCGUGCCGCCUUGGGCAGGACAGGCAGGGUGGUGAAGCAGUAUACAGUGAACCCUAAAGCCAUGCCCCGCCAGCAGCUGCUGGGUCACAUAGACAUGGACACGAGGGAGUGGACUGACGGGGUGCUCACAAACAGCGCCAGGCAGGUGGUCAGAGAACCACAGGAGGUGAGCUCGUGGAUCAUCUGUGACGGGGACAUAGACCCAGAGUGGAUCGAAUCGUUGAACUCGGUGUUGGAUGACAACCGUCUUCUGACCAUGCCCAGUGGAGAGAGGAUCCAGUUUGGACCCAACGUCAACUUUGUCUUUGAGACCCACGACCUCAGCUGUGCCUCACCAGCCACAAUCUCACGCAUGGGCAUGAUUUUUCUCAGUGAUGAGGACACAGAUGUGAGUGCGUUGGUCAAGUCGUGGCUGAAGGGUCAGCCUGAUGAGUGUCGCAGUAACCUGGAGAACUGGAUGGGAGACUACUUUCACAGAGGUCUUGACUGGGUGCUUAAACAGAAUGACUUGGUGGUGGAGACCAGUCUGGUAGGGACGGUGUUGAACGGUCUGUCCCACCUGAGUGGAGUGACAGAGCGUGGUCAGUUUGUGGUUAGUCUCAUCAGAGGGCUGGGCGGGAACCUCAACCUCAAAUCAAGACAGGACUUCGCCAAGGAGGUGCUGGUCUGGGCUAGAGAGAGCCCUCCUGACCCGAGGAAGCCCCUGGACACCUACUAUGACCCUGAGUCUGGCCGGCUGUGUGUGUACACUCUGGAACGUCCUGACGGCCUCAGCCUGGAAGAGCUCACACACACUCACACACUCCCCGUCAUCCAGACCCCCGACAUGCAGAGAGGACUGCACUGCUUCUCCCACUGGCUCUCCUCCCAGCACAGACAACCCUUCAUACUGGUGGGGCCUGAGGGCUGUGGCAAGGGUAUGCUGCUGCGCUAUGCGUUCUCUCGGCUGCGUUCCACCCAGGUAGCGGUGGUCCACUGUAGCGCCCAGACCUCGUCUCGUCAUGUCCUCCAGAAGCUCAGUCAGACAUGUCUGCUGCUCAGUUCCAACACGGGACGGGCCUACAGACCCAAACACUGUGAGAACCUGGUCCUCUACCUCAAAGACAUCAACCUGCCCAGGCCUGACAAGUGGGGCACCAGUAACCUCAUAGCCUUCUUACAGCAGGUGCUGACGUACCAUGGGUUCUAUGAUGAGAACCUGGAUUGGGUGGGUCUGGAGAACGUCCAGGUGGUGGCCUCCAUGUCAACAGGAGGCGCUGUGGGACGACACACACUCACCUCCCGCUUCACCUCCAUUGUGCGCAUCUGCACCAUAGAUUAUCCAGACAGGGAGCAGCUUCAGACCAUCUACUCAGCGUACCUGCAGCCUGUUCUCCAGAGGAGCCUUGGGAGCCAGGCAGCCUGGGCCAGCACUGGGAAAACACACCAGCUAGCAGGGUCUCUGGUACAGGUCUAUGAACAGGUGAAGGCGAAGUUCACGGUGGAUGACCACAGUCACUACCUGUUCACUCCGUGUGUCCUCACCCAGUGGGUGCUCAGCCUGCUGCGAUACGACAUGUCCGCAGGGAACUGUAAUAUAACAGACUCGGUGUUGGAGGUGGUAGCCUAUGAGGCCAAGAGGCUGUUCAGAGACAGACUGGUCUCCUCUAAAGACAUCCAUUCCUUUGACAACAUCCUCUCCUCUGUCAUACGAGGUGACUGGGGCUCCGACGCACUCGACAACAUGACAGAUGGUUUCUAUGUGACGUGGGGUGCGUCUGAGGGAGGGGGAGUGAUGGCCCCUGGUCAGUCCCUGCCCCCCCACGGUAAAUCUCUGGGACGCCUCGACUUUGCCGACCUACGCCAGGUCAUACACAAGGGAGCGGUCCUGUAUGGUCGUGACAACAGGGAGUUGGACCUGCUGUUGUUCUGGGAGGUGUGUCACUUUGUGUCUCGUGUGGACCGUGUCCUGAGUCGACCGGGGGGCUCUCUGCUCCUGGCCGGACGCAGCGGGGUGGGCCGGCGCACCGCCACAUGCCUGGUCUCACACAUGCAUGGAUACACACUCUACACACCCAAGAUCUCCCGCGGAUACUCACUCAAACACUUCAACAAUGACCUGAAGAACGUGAUGCAGCUGGCAGGUCUGGAGGGCCAACAGGUGGUGCUGUUGCUGGAGGAUUAUCAGUUUGUCCACCCAGCCUUCCUGGAGAUGGUCAACAGCCUGCUGUCCUCUGGUGAGGUUCCAGGCCUGUACUCCCCAGAGGAGCUGGAGCCCCUCCUCUCCUCUCUCAAAGAUCCUGCAUCCCAGGACGGAUUCACCGGACCCCUCUUCAACUACUUUGCCUACCGAAUCCAGCAGAACCUACACAUAGUGUUGAUCAUGGACUGCACCAACUCUAACUUCACCAUUAGCUGUGAGAGCAACCCGGCUCUCUACCGCAGGUGUUCCGUCCAGUGGAUGGACGGGUGGUCUGAGAGCAGCAUGAAGAAGAUCCCUGAGAUGCUACUGGCUAAGGUGGAGGGAGAGGGGGAGAAGAGUGGAGGAGAGAAAGGCCACAAGAGAAAAGGCUCAGCGUCGGGUCAGGGUGAUCUGUGUCGCUCCUUCCUGAUGAUCCAUGAGUCUUGUAGAGAAUAUGGAGCCACACCCAGCCAGUACAUGGCCUUCCUCCAUGUCUACACAUCCAUUUACAGCAGCAAACAGAGCCAGCUCACUCUCAGACAGCAACAUCUACAGGCGGGCGUGUUUAAGCUGAACGAAGCGAAGGCAUUGGUGGAUGAGCUGAAGAGGCGGGCUGCUGAGCAGAGCACUCUGCUGAGGACCAAACAGCAGGAGGCAGACUCAGCCCUGCAGGAGAUCACCACCUCUAUGCAGAAUGCCAGUGACCAGAAGACUGAGAUGGAGAAAAUCAAAGGGAAGAUUGCUCAGGAGGUGUCUAAGUGUGAAGAGAGGAAGGGGAAAAUAGAUGACGAGCUGAGAGAAGUGCAGCCCCUGGUGGAUGAGGCUAAGCGAGCUGUGGGGAACAUCAAACCAGAGUCUCUAUCAGAGAUCCGCUCCCUGAGGAUGCCUCCUGACGUUAUCAGAGACAUCCUAGAGGGGGUGCUGCGACUCAUGGGCAUAUUCGACACCUCCUGGGUCAGCAUGAAGAGUUUCCUGGCUAAGAGGGGGGUGAGAGAGGACAUAGCCACAUUUGAGGCGAGGAACAUCAGUCACGAGAUCCGUCAGAGUGUGGAGGAGCUACUGACCAGAAACAAGGCCUCCUUCGACCCCAAGAAUGCUAAGCGUGCAAGUGCUGCGGCUGCUCCACUGGCAGCCUGGCUGAAGGCCAAUGUACAGUACUCACACGUCCUGGAGAGGAUAGAGCCCCUGGAGAGAGAACAGGCUGGACUACUGGAGAACUUGAGAAAGACAGAGAGUCGGAAGACUAAACUGGAGGAACAGCUCAACUCUGUGGGGCAGAAAGUCAACGAGCUGAAAGAAAAGUUCCAGUCUCGUACUACAGAGGCAGCUAAGCUGGAGGCUGAGGUCAGUAAGGCCCAGGAGACCAUCCAGGCAGCAGAGCAACUCAUACACCAACUGGACGGAGAACACACACGCUGGAAUGCCCAGGUGGAUGAGAUCACUGAGGAGUUGGAUACAUUGCCUAAGAGAGCGAUGCUGGCAGCAGCCUUCAUCACAUACCUGUCUGCUGCUCCAGAGGACAGGAGACGAAACAGCCUGGAGACAUGGAUGAAGGCUUCUGGACUACAGAAGUUUGACCUGCGGCACUUCCUGUGCUCUGAGAGUGAGCAGCUGAUCUGGAAAAGUGAAGGCCUACCCUCAGAUGACCUGUCUAUGGAGAACGCCCUGGUUAUACUGCAGAUCAGUGCGAUCAAAUCACGGAGUGUUGCUUGUCCGUUCCUCAUCGACCCCUCCUCUCGGGCUACAGAGUGGCUCCAUACUCACCUGAAGCAGCAUCGCCUCGAGGUCAUCAACCAGCAGGACCCUAACUUCAUCACCUCGCUGGAGCUAGCUGUGCGUUUUGGGAAAACGCUGAUCAUCCAGGAGAUGGAUGGAGUAGAACCGGUACUCUAUCCACUACUGAGGAGAGACCUGAUCGCACAGGGUCCGCGGUACGUGGUUCAGAUAGGUGAUAAGGUGAUAGAUUAUAACGAGGAGUUCCGUUUGUUCCUGGCCACGCGUAACCCCUCCCCUUUCAUCCCCCCCGACGCUGCCUCUGUCGUCACUGAGGUCAACUUCACCACCACCAGAGCUGGCCUGCGGGGACAGCUCCUAGCUCUGACCAUCCAGCAGGAGAAACCAGAGUUAGAGACCCAGAAGACCCGUCUGUUACAGCAGGAGGAGGACAAGAAGAUCCAGCUAGCUAUGCUAGAAGAGUCUCUAUUAGAGACUUUGGCUACAGCUCAGGGGAAUAUUCUGGAGAAUAAGGAGCUGAUCGACUCUCUGAACCAGACCAAGUCCAGCAGCGCCCUCAUACAGGACUCACUGAGGGAGUCACACAGACUCCAGGCCUCCUUGGACCAGGAGCGUGAUGCCUACCUGCCGUUAGCUGAAAGUGCCAGUAAGAUGUAUUUUGUCUUAACGGACCUCUCUAGGAUCAACAACAUGUACCGUUUCAGCCUGGCCUCUUUCCUACGCCUGUUUCAGAGAGCACUGCAGAGCAAGAAGGAGGCAGAGACUACGGAGGCCAGGAUAGCAGCCCUGGAGGCCAGUCUGAAGAGCAUGGUGUACGAAUACGUCUGCCGCUCUCUCUUCAAGGCUGACCAGCUGAUGUUUGCCAUGCACUUUGUCAGAGGGAUGCACCCAGACCUCUUCCAAGAGAAUGAGUGGGAUGCCUUCACUGGCCUCGUAGUAGGGGAUAUGGUGAGAAAGGCGGAUACGCAGAAAUCUUUGCGGGAGCAGAUUCCUUCCUGGAUCGAUCAAGAGAGACUUGGAGCUGUAGCCAUGUUCAAGAGUACGUUCCCAGGCCUGUACCAGUCUCUGUGUCUGAGUGACUCGGAUCUCUGGCUCUCCUUUUCACGGAGCUCCAACUGUGAACAGGAAGUCCCGCCCUCCAUCGCCAAGAAGAUCAAACCGUUCCAGCAGGUGCUGCUGGUUCAGGCCAUCAGGCCAGACAGACUACAGAGUGCCAUGGCUGCCUUCACUUCACAGGCCCUGGGUAUGAGGGAGUUGUCUCCUCCUCCUCUGAACCUGAGGAGGUUGUACAGUGAGACUCUGGAGAUUGAACCUGUCCUCAUCGUCAUCUCCCCUGGAGCAGAUCCCUCCCAGGAACUACUGGAGCUGGCCUCAGAGACUGUAGGACGGGACAACUACCAUGAGGUGGCAAUGGGCCAGGGCCAGGCUGAUGUGGCCUUAGCCACUCUGAGAGAGUGUUCCCACAGCGGAGGCUGGCUCUGCCUUAAAAACCUCCACCUGGUGACUGCGUGGCUGCCCCUGCUGGAGAAGGAGCUGAAUGUUCUGCAACCUAAGGCAGGCUUCCGUCUCUGGCUUACUGCUGAGGUCCAUCCCAAGUUCCCCCUCAUCCUGCUGCAGUCCAGCCUCAAGAUCACCUACGAGGCUCCUCCUGGUCUAAAGAAGAACUUGUUGAGGACCUAUGAGACGUGGAGCCCAGAGCAGAUCAGUAAAGGUGGUCUGCUGUCCAGAGCCCAGUCCCUCUUCUGCCUCGCAUGGUUCCACGCUGUCUGCCAGGAGAGACGUAACUACAUCCCCCAGGGAUGGACUAAAUUCUAUGAGUUCUCUCUGUCUGAUCUGCGGGCUGGCUUUGAGAUCAUCGACCGUCUGUUUGAAGGUGGUAAGGUGUUCCAGUGGGAGUUUGUACAUGGUCUGUUGGAGAAUGCCAUCUAUGGCGGCAGGAUAGACAACCCAUGUGACCUGAGGAUCCUCCGCUCCUACCUGGAACAGUUCUUCUCCUCACACCUCCUGUCUGCCUCAGCCAAUCACAGCCAACGCAGCAAGAGAGGCCACGCCUUCCCCUCUCAGAUCAGCCUGCCCAACUCCUGCUCCAUACUGGACUAUCGUGGUGUGAUAGAGAAUCUUCCAGAAGACGACCGGCCAGCGUUUUUCGGCCUGCCUGCCAACAUCGAACGCUCCUCGCAGAGAAUCAUCAGUUCUCAGGUGAUCUCCCAGCUGAGGAUUCUGAGCCGCUCGGUAGCAGCAGGAUCAAAGUUUGACAGAGAGAUCUGGUCCAAUGGCCUCUCUCCUGUCCUCAACCUCUGGAAGAAACUCAACCAGGGCUCGUCUCUCAUCCAUCAAAAAGUUGCCCCACCGACUGAAGGUCAGGGGUCACCUGUCUUGUCCUUCAUUGUUCUGGAACAGUUCAAUGCUAUCCGAUUGGUCCAGGGUAUCCACCAAUCCCUGGCUGCGCUGAGUAAGGUGAUCAGAGGGACUUCGCUGCUCACUGCUGACGUCCACAAACUGGCCACUGCUCUACUCAACCAGGAGUGUCCGCUGAGCUGGCAGAAUAAGUGGGAGGGGCCAGAGGAACCCAUGCAGUACCUGAGGGCCGUGGUGACACGGGCUCUAGCUAUACAGAGUUGGGUGGAGCGUGCAGAAAGACAGGUUCUACUGUCUGAUGCUGUUGAUCUGUCUGAACUCUUCCACCCUGAUACCUUCCUCAACGCCCUGCGACAGGAGACUGCCAGGUCUAUGGGCUGUUCCAUGGACAGUCUGAAGUUUGUGGCAUCAUGGAAGAGUCCCAUAGCAGAGGCUCAACUCCAAGUCAAGGUGGGUGGUCUGCAGUUGGAGGGCUGUAGUUUUGAUGGGGUUCGUCUGUCUGAGAACCAACAUGACUCCCCCAGUGUGUCAGCUGUACCUGCCUGCUACAUGGCCUGGAUAGCACAGUGUUCCAGUGGCAGCUACAGUCCUGAGGAGGUCAUCUCUCUGCCUGUGUACACCAGCUCUGAGCGGGUCAGCGUGGUGACUCACGUCACACUACCUUGUGGAAGAAACCCUGACCAGUGGAUUCAGAAUGGAGCUGCCCUCUUCCUCAAACAGCAGUGAGACAGCUGGGCCAGGGGGCUAGAAGAGGGAGCUGGGCCAGGGGGCUAGAAGAGGGAGCUGGGCCAGGGGG